Molecule: messenger RNA, 4757 nt
Organism: Cuscuta campestris
Lineage: Eukaryota; Viridiplantae; Streptophyta; Magnoliopsida; Solanales; Convolvulaceae
Source: the annotation of a GenBank genome assembly
GCUCACUCUACCCACCAAAUUCCGCACACAAUCUAAAGUUCACAAGAACUCUAGAUUAACACUCAUUUUCACAUUUUCGAAAGAAACGAAAAAGUUUUAAAUUUGUAACAAAGUCUAUUCACCCCCCUCUAGACUUUGUAUCUCACCACUUUGGGACCACCAAUUUGUAUCGGAGCAGACUUCUCACUAUCUACGUCUAGAUUAACGAGAAGCGAUCAAAAUGGUGAACAAUAUGGAUUACGGUUUGCCCAAGUUUUCUCUUCUAGGUUAUGAUGAUUGGAAGAUCAUGAUGGAAGCACAUCUCUACGCUCUACAUGAUUGCAUGUGGAUGGUGCUUGAGGAUGGACCCUUGAAAAUCCAAAUGGAGAAUCCUGAGAGGAAUCCAGCCGCCCCAGAUGUAGUCCAGUACAUUCCAAAGCCCAAGGAAAAAUGGGAUGAUAGAGAUUGCAAAAAGCACAAUCUGGACAAUGUCGCCAAAGCAGCCAUCUUCAAGACACUUGAUCCCAUCACCUUCUCCAAAAUUAAGCAUCUCAAGACUGCCAUGGAGAUAUGGCAAGGUCUUGGGAAGCUAUGUGAGGGAUCAGAGGACCUGAGAAAGCAGAAGAUAGAAGUCCUGCUUGAGAAGUUCAAAAGCUUCAAAAUGCUUCUCGGAGAAUCAUUUGAUAUGUUGCUGAGAUCACUUCCAACUGAGUGGUACACCAAAGCCACAGCCAUUGAAGAAGGGAGAAACCUGGAGAACUACACUGUUCAAGGUCUCCUUGAUGAGCUCAGAACCUAUGAGCACGAGCUGAAGAAGAAGAAGGAAGAACAAGUCACUCCCUUCCCCACGGCAUUGAUGACAACUCCAAGAGUCCCAUCAAGUGAAGGGACAUGCACAAGAAACUGUGACACACCUUCCUCCAGCCAGCCGUCAAGCUCAAAAAUGGAGAACUACGAUGAGGAAUUUGCCAUGAUGGUCAAGAAAUUCCGGAAGUUCAAGAAGUUCUUCAAGAAGGCUGACUCAAUCAGAAGGCCAUCCAAGGGAAAGCCACAGGUGGAAAAGUACGGAGAAAGAGAAAGAAACGAGAAGAAAAAGAAGGCAAUGGUUGCUGCUGAAAGUGACGAGUCAUCCAGCUCAAGCUCGGAUGAAGUAGCCCUCGUUUGCAUGGAGCACAGAGCUGAGAAGUCCAACCAUGAAGAUAGGUGGGCUAUGUCAGAAGAUGACACUCUCUGCCUAAUGGCCAAAGAUGAUGCUGAUCAAGAGGUAACUUCACAAACCUCCUGCUCAUCUUCUUAUGAAAGCAUACCAACUUCUGAAAAUCUUUUUGACCAGUUCAAAAAGAUGAUGGAAGACUUUGAGGAAAUAAAUCUCAAACUUUCAUCCUUAACAGAGGAGAACAAACAAUUGAGUGAAGAGAAUCUUAAGUUGACUGAAGGUCGGAAAAGUCAACUAGAUGAGAUCACUCAACUCAAGACUGAAAAUGAAUCUCUCUCUGAAAAGGUGAAAUCCCUCAACAAGGAGCUAGGGAUACUUAAGUCCAAAGAAGCAGUGGAUAGACUUCUUGAAAUGACCAAACAAAAGGGUCGUGAAGGACUUGGGUUUGACCCCUCUAGUUCCAAAAGGAAAGGGAGAACAACCUUCAUCCCUCCUAAACCUACUGCCAAACCAAAUAAGCAGAAAGGAAAGGAAAAGGAGAAACCAACAGAAGUUCCCAAAAAGCAUGAUCAUGAGGUUCUGGAUCUAUCAGACAAGGAUGAAGAAGUCAAUGAAGGAGAUAGAAUGAAGCCUACGGAGUUCAUUCCAUUCAAAAGUCUACCACUGAAGACUUCACAGAGAAAUCCGGAUUCAGACAGUGCUGAGCCUUCCGGAAAUCCUGGCCAGCCCUCCAAUAUUCUGGAUCACUCAAACGGCAAAAAUUCUGGAAAUGGCGACCCAGUGCCAAUCCAUCUGGAAACACCAACAACUUCUGUUCUUCAACCAGAAGCUGAACUAGAUCAACCAGUCAAUCCCAAUCAACACAACCUUCGUUGGUUAAGGGAUCAUCCUCCUCAACAGAUCAUUGGAGAUAUUCAAUCUGGCGUUCGCACAAGGAGUGCCCAACAGAAUCUAGAAGCUAUGCUUGCUUGUUUCAUCUCACAAGUUGUCGGCGCAAUUGUUCAUUUCCAGAAGUUGGAAGCCAAUUGCUCCUCACCGGCAUUCUAUCAAAGCUAUCUGGAGAUGAUAGCCGCUCAAGAACUCUCCGAAUUUCUUCAAAUGAAGAUUCGCCUCAAAUUUGAAGAAGAAGUUCUUGAAUUCUACAGAAAUGGAAGGGUCAUAUCUGUUAAAUCAAAGAAGGACCCACAGAGGAUGAUUCAAGUCAUCAAGUCGACUAUUGGAAGGACCAAAGUGAAACUUUCGCAGAAGAAAUUGGGAGAAAAGCUUCAUCUUCCCAAUUCUGGAGUUGAAAUUGGGAGAUUUCCAGUCAAGAAUCUGGACUGGAACAUCAUUGGAAUUUCUGGGCAAGCUCCUUCUGGCCCAGCAAAGAAAGCAGAUCUGAACAACGACUACAAGUUAGUUUUGGAACUGGUCAUCGCUUGCCUCGAGUGUGGAAGUGGAGGUCAUGCCGAUGACAUCACGCAGGAGAGAGCCUUCAUCAUCAACGCUCUCAUUACCAAAUCUAAGGUAAAUUGGGCUGCACACUUCUUCAAAUCCAUCUCAAAACAUCUGGGAAAGCACAAUCAGAAGUACCUUUGUCAAGGUCUGUACAUUGGACAUAUUUUGGAGUCUAUGGGUGCUGCUUCUAAAGGAAAGAAGUAUGAAGAAAGAUAUUGGUUAUAUUAUCUGUCUUCAAAAGGGGAAAACAGAGCUGGUUCUAGUGCUACUGCAGAGGAAUGCUCUUCAGAUAAUUUCCCACUCAUCAACUUGACGAAAACAGCCAAGAGAAAGCAUGUGGUGUCUCCCUCUCCAAGUGUUGAAGCACCACAGAACCUUGCUUUGGUCAAUCUUGAAGAAGUAGAAGAAGUCUCUGACCAAGGAGAACUUCAUAAGAAGAAGAAGAAGAGGAAAAUCACCUCUCCUUCAACAUUUGGAAAUGUCAACUCGGAUAAGUUGAAGGAGAAGGAACCUGCUGAGGAAACCUCUGCCCACAACCGGAGUCCUCAACAACUUGAAGAAGAAAUUCAUCAAGUUCAAAGCCUUCCAACCUCAUCACCUCAACCUCAAAUAGAUGAUGCUGAUAACCAAUUCUGGCAGCUCUACUAUGAUUGGAGAGCCUGGAAAGUUGGAAAUUCAACAGAGCAAUUGUUGGAUUGGGACCAACAACUGAAGAAUGAGAAGAUUAUCAAGAAGUGCUUAGGAAUACCAGUCAACCACAGCUGUGAACAAAUUUUGGAUGACCACUGGGUAUGGCAAAGGAACCAUGAAGACUUGCAUCUGGAGUACCUGGCCGACACACCAGCUUCAGAAUUUGAUGUGGAUGAUGAGGAUCCUGCAGUCUACAAACCAGUCCUCUCAAAAACCACAGAAGAUCAGGUGGUUCUCACUUCUGAAGCACAGGCUAACUUGGAAGCAACAGCUGAGGAUUUCCAAAUAUUUCCGGAAACCUCAUCUGCCUUUGAAACGGUUCUACCUGAAGCUGCAGUCUCUACUCCACAAAAACAGAACCAGGAAGGAUCAGAUGAAGAACUUCACCAACAUCUCCAGUCUCAAGACCUUGAGAUUCUCACAACUGCUUGUGAGAUAUCCAACCAGCCUGAACUUGAGAUCCCGGAGAAGUCAGGAGAAAAUCUGGAUCAGUCCACUUUUCCAGAAGCAACUGAAGCCCAAGAGGAACGAGCUAAUGAAGUUGAAGAAAGAGACUCCCUCUCUAGGGAUAUAUCAAAUUUUAUACUUGAGGAAGCAGAAGAAGAAUCUGAAAGGACGCUGAGGAUCAAUGAUGAAGAAGAUGUGCAAGACGAUGCUGAAUCUCUUCCUAUGCAACUUUUCCAAAGAACACCCUCUUCUCAUCAGGUAACCAACUUCCAUUUCCAUAGCCCUUCCAUUCCUACUCUUCCGGAUGAGGUACUGGAAACCUGGACAAAGAAGGUCCAAGGGUUGAUUGAAUCAGCUCUAGCAUCUCAACAUGCCUCCUUUAGGCAAGAGAUAGAGCAGAUGGAAGCCAGGUACAACAAGCUGAUUGAGAAAUCCGAAGAGACACACUGCUCCAAUCUCAAGGAGAUAAGCAAAUCAGUGGAUAAGACUCUAGAGAUCAUUUCUCUAUUGAGUAACACUGUGAGCAACAUGAUGGAGACAUAUGCAUCUGACAGUUAUCUUCAACUCAAGGAGGUUAACAAAGUCAGAGAGCAAAUAGCAAAUGUCACAGUUAGUCUACAGAAGCAGUUGUCCCUUCUCCAAAUGGACAUCAGAGCAGCCCUAGCAGUGUCUUCAGCAAAUCAAGUAGUAAACAAAGACUACUUGAAGGCUGUAGGAACAAUUGCUGCUCAUUUCUCAAAUGAUGAUCAAACAGAGGAAAGACGCAACAAUAUAAGGCGCAUCAAAGAACUGUGUGGAAACAUGAAUGGUAUCACUGAGGCUGCCGGAUCUUCAAAACGCAAGAGGAACUGAAGGUUCUUUUCAUCAAACCAGGGGGAAAGUAUGUGAAAACACUAAUUUGUUUUGAUGAAAACACCUUCUUGUUUAAACAUUGCUUGAUCAGUUUAAACAUUGCUUCAAUCUCUCUCUUAAUUGUGCUUAUUAUGCUUGAUUAUGCCUAAUUAAAGUAUGAUUUUGAGAAUUCUUUUGAUAAAGCGCAUACAUUGAG